AUGCUUGGACAGUUCCAUGAUCUUCGUCAACUGACACAAAGGGUCGCGACGUCCCCAGGUACUGCGACUCUUCCCGGAGCCAGCAGAAGCCACAGGUGUCCAGAGUUAGAGGUUCAUCCGCAACCCGCAUUAAGGCAAGGUGCUGAUCUGGAGGCCGUUGAUGAGGUUGGGGAAACACCAAUCUUUAAGGCAACAGAAAAUAACCAACUCGACUCGAUCAAAGUUUUCAUCGAGGCUGGAUGCUGUCUCGAUGUGGUCAAUGCCUCUGGAACCCACCUACUAUCGUCUGUAGCACUGCACGCAUUACCCCGCGUGAUGGAAGUCCUAGUCCCUGAAAUUGUUCGACGUCUCAGCUCGGAUACAGAACGAAGAGUGAAGACUAAGGCAUGGGCUUUGUUGAACGGAGAGCGUGACAGAACGUGUUACGGGAGCCGCCAAUCUAUCGAGGAAGAGAGGAACAUUUUUGCAUCACUUCUGAGACUAGACUCAGAUUCGAUGUUGCACAGCCCAUACCAGGACUCAAAUAAGGAUGAUGGUAGCAUUUAUGAAAGUGCGUCUGAAUAUCAAUAG
Messenger RNA from Ilyonectria robusta, 570 nucleotides. RefSeq lists its product as uncharacterized. The record is from RefSeq and is a predicted model, not a curated record. The transcript is spliced from 2 exons. The coding region runs from base 1 to 570 and encodes 189 amino acids. NCBI's taxonomy places the organism in Eukaryota, Fungi, Ascomycota, Sordariomycetes, Hypocreales, Nectriaceae.